AUGGCGAUCAUUCUAAACUCAAAUUCUAUUCAACAAAAUUCAGAAAUUAAUCAUCAAAAUAAUGCCUCUACCUCUACUGAUAGCUCAAUUUUCGAUUCAUAUCCAGAUAAUACGGAAUUAACGAUUUCAGAUGGAGAAACGGUUAAGUAUAUUCCAAGGAAAUAUACAGUUGGGAAGGAGAUUAAGACUGAAUUUGGUUCAAAAUGGAUUCCAGAGUGUGCUAAUGAGAUUAAACCUUCAUUAGGAAUGGAAUUUGGUUGUAUUGAUGAAGCAUUCAACUUUUAUAGUCAAUAUGCACUAUCAAGUGGUUUUGAACCUAGGAGGUUUUCACAUAGGACCGCUAAAGAUGAUUUUGGUGUUCAAUUUGUAAAAUAUAAGUGGAUUGUUUGUAGUAGGGAAGGUUCCAAACGGAAAAGAAGAAGUGAUUCUAAGCAGAGUAGAAAUAGACCAACUCAAAGGACUAGUUGUGAAGCUUGUAUUCUUAUAGUUUUUAAUGCUGAAGGUAGAUAUUCCAUUUAUCAUUUUGAGGAGAUGCAUAAUCACUUUCUUGUGCAUCCAGAUUUUCGUAAGCAUCUUAAGUCUUGUAGAAGUUUGGAUUAUUCAAAACAAGUCUUUUUGCAUCAUUUGACAGAGGCUAGUAUAGGACCUAGUGUCGGGUAUAGAAUACUAACUAAGAUUCAUGGUGGACAUGAAGCAGUAGGUGCUUCAAAGACUGACUGUAAGAAUUGGAAAAGGAAGUACAAUUCAUAUAUUGGUGAAGCAGAUUCUCAGAUGAUGGUUAACAUGUUGAAGCAAAAAAAAGAAUUUUUAGAAGAUUUUAGCUUUGAAUAUUUCACCGUGAAUGAUGGGGAGUUGGCAGGUCUCUUUUGGGCAGAUGAAGUUUCUAAGUUGAAUUACUAUGCAUUUGGGGAUGUUGUAUCUUUCGAUGAAACUUACCGUACUAACAAGUACGAUAUGGUAUUCAUUCCAUUCGCGGGAAUUGAUAAUCACAAAAAGUGUGUUACAUUUGGAGCUGGAAUGCUUGCUAAAGAGGAUAUUUCUUCCUAUAAAUGGCUCCUGAAUGAAUUCAAGAAUGCAUUUCCUCGUGAACCUAAGGUUGUAUUGACAGAUCAAGAUCCAUCAAUGAAAGUGGCUGUUUCUGAUGUUUUUAAGACGGCUAGACAUAGAUUAUGUAUGUGGCAUAUCAUGGAGAAGGUGCCUGUAAAGAUUAAUAAAGAAGAGUUUGACAAACAAUGGCUUCAUGUUCUUACAAAGUAUGAUGCUGAUGAAAAUAAGUGGUUGAAUGACAUGUAUAAGCUUAGGUAUAACUGGAUUCCAACAUAUUUUCAAGACUGGGAAAUGUCGGGACUUAUGAGGACAUCAUCUAGGUCUGAAAGUGAAAGUCACAUGUUUCAGCAACUGAUGAAUUCGUCUUCCACUUUGAUUGAGUUUUAUACUCAUUUUGAUACUGCUAUGCAAAGUCAAAGAUGGGUUCAAUCUGAAAAUGAUCAAAAAUCGAUGUAUACCACUCUUGAUCUGGCAACUGAAUAUGCAUUGGAAAGACACGCUCAUACGUUGUUUACGCAUGAUGUUAUUUUGGAUAUCCAGAAAGAAAUGUGUGAGGCCUUCAAACAUUGCCUUUGUUUCAAUGUUUCCGAGUUGACUGAUGGUUCGAAGACUUUUUCAAUAACUGAUACAAGUGUCAAAUCAUGUGAUAUUGAUGACUCUAUUGACAGAGAUGCAAAUCCUAACUAUUUUGAUGAACUUGUUCAUCGUCAUAGCCAGGUUACUUUCAAUUUUGAAGAUAAAGUAGUAACGUGUUCGUGCAAAAAAUUUGAAAGAUGUGGGAUUUUUUGCAAACAUAUUUACUAUGUUUUGAGAUUAUGUGGAGUGGAAGAGAUACCAGAUGAGUAUAUAACAAAGAGAUGGAUGAAGUGUGUUGUACCUGGACGAAGAGUUGGCAAACUGAAUUUGUUGCCGAAUCAAAAGAAUGAAUUGAAGCCUAUUUUACUUGAUAUUUUCCGAAAUGUAGAUGCUUGUGUAAAUAGGUAUUUGGCUGACCCAGCAAAACUUGUUCAAUUUAGAGACACUUUGGAAGAGUUGAAAAAGAAAGCUGGUGAUGAUAUGGGCUCUAAGCCUCCAAUGGGUUCAAAAGAAUUUAUGGCUGCAAUGACUGGACUGCCUCAACCUUCUUCAAAUGAAGUAACUAAUCCACAAAAUAUACGAAAUAAAGGUUGUGGAACUAAAAGAAGGCUCAAGAGUGACCGAGAAGAGGCUAUUUGA
Erigeron canadensis is the source of this 2262-nucleotide messenger RNA. Its product is annotated as protein FAR1-RELATED SEQUENCE 5-like. The record is from RefSeq and is a predicted model, not a curated record. The transcript has 5 exons. Gene Ontology annotation, molecular function: zinc ion binding. Gene Ontology annotation, biological process: regulation of DNA-templated transcription. Lineage: Eukaryota; Viridiplantae; Streptophyta; Magnoliopsida; Asterales; Asteraceae. The coding region runs from base 1 to 2262 and encodes 753 amino acids.